Corticium candelabrum is the source of this 868-nucleotide messenger RNA. RefSeq lists its product as uncharacterized. The record is from RefSeq and is a predicted model, not a curated record. The coding region runs from base 125 to 868 and encodes 247 amino acids. The transcript has 4 exons. Lineage: Eukaryota; Metazoa; Porifera; Homoscleromorpha; Homosclerophorida; Plakinidae.
CAAACACCUCCAACGUCUCUUUACCCUCCUGGCAAGACGACCUCGUGCUGAAGUGACAUCUUUGAUCGAAACUCUUGACAAUUGGUCAAGAAAACAACUAAACAAGGAGCAUCGAUCUCUCAUCAUGGAAUUGGCUUUAAUCGCAGCAAUAACAGCAAAGAAGCCUAUAGCAACCAUUGCCAAGGUGCUUCUAAAGUCGGUUGAUGACUUCGAGUUGAUUAACGAUAUCUCACUCUUGUCGGCUGCAGCCACGAAGAUAGCAGUUAUUCGAGGUCACUGUGAUCCGAUACUGACAUUGACUGGAAUCGGUCAGAUUUGUCAGGCACGAUCGGAAUUGGCUGCGAGGAAACUACGAGACAGCAAGAAUGGAAACUCAUCGGAUGUCGUUGAGGAAAUACAGAGAUUAGAGGCGUUGUCGUGUCGGCUGGAGAAUUUUGCUUGCAACUUGCUGAAUUGCUUUCAACCGGUGUUGUCGAGUAGAGGCAAAGCUGCCGUUUGUCAGGUGUUGAGUAGAGAUGCAGUUGACAUGGCACUGAAGAAUGGAUGGGACAACCGCUUACCGUUUCGACCUCAACUAUGCCCUUGUGCUUACUACAUGUCUCGAGCUCUCGGUUAUGUAUCAUUCGUUGCCAUGGUUAUCACUCUUGUUGUUUCCGGUGGUGCCACAACUUCCUCUCUGACUGCAUUGGAGUCGAUCGUCUUUGUUUAUGUGAUUGGUUUGUUGAGUGAGAAAGUUCACGAGGUCAUCGUGUUCACUGCUCGGCAGGUGUGGUGCAGCUGGAAGAUGUACGGCGACAUCGUCAUGUUGAUGUCGACGCUGGAAGGAAACUUGAGUGUACGAGGAUCGCCAAUCAUGCCCUUGGUGUAG